CGACUAUUCCUCCGCUUUGUCCAUCGAUUCUUCUUUCGCCUUAUUCUGAAACUCAUCUCUUGCCUCAUUCCUCAUGAGCACCUCACCUUCGAACCAGCAAGCUUCCAAAAAUCAGGCCACAAGGCAGACACAAAAACGUCGAGCAGCAAAGCGCCAGAUCUCAGAGGAUGUAGAAAAAGAGGAAGAAGGAGGAGAGGAAAUACUUGUGAGGCGGCGCCGUCGUCUUCACGCCGCUCAAGAAGGUCGAGGCAUGAUUUCCCUAGAUCAGUUGAUUGAAGCUGAGGAAGACCUGGAGGGAAGUCCGGUUGCUGAAGAAGAUUCAGAGGGUGAAGAGCCACAAGUCGAUAAACGAACCAGAGACCAUGGAAACAAUUAUUUGGCUUCAACGAUAGACGAGUUAGUAUGUUCGCCAGAACUUUUACAGGAAAAGAGAAAUAUAGAUUGUGGCAGCGUAGAUGAAGCCAUUGCUCGCUUCCAGGAGAACCAGCUUCUUACCAACAAGCUCAGGCUGGAAGAGUCGAGACUGAAGCCAAACAGCCAGAAGAGCUAUAGAACAUAUUUAGGCUUUUGGAAGGCUUGGUGCGACGCGAAAUACGCGUGGGAAAUGGGACGGCGCUACGAUAUAUGCGAACUCAAGGCGCUUAGGUUCUUCUCUGAGUUCAUGUUUAAAAGGGAGACCAAGAAAUCCUUCUAUGCGAACCAGAGGAAGGACGUCAUUACUCCUUACAGAAUUGAAGCUGGAUCGGAAGGUCGAACGAUCGAUUUGAGUGAAGUCCUCGAGGUCGUUCCAGUGGACACAAAAGGAAGGAGAAUGCUCACGAUCCCUUGUGGCUCUGGCAGUAAUGAGCAAGCGCUCAAGGCGAUUAUCCAUCUGCAGAAGUGACUGGCUUGCCGCAAAGUACUCCCUGUAACUGAGAGAAGUGUUCGAGAGAGCGGGACCAUUGCCAACGCCCUCGAAGAGUACUGAGGUGUAGUAAAUGAGAAUCAGUUGGUUGUUCUUGCAAAGUUAAUAUUAGAUCACGGGGAAGAGCAUCGCCCCCAGAAUAAAAGAAUAAACGGUC
Molecule: messenger RNA, 1061 nt
Organism: Gamsiella multidivaricata
Lineage: Eukaryota; Fungi; Mortierellomycota; Mortierellomycetes; Mortierellales; Mortierellaceae
Exons: 5
Coding region: 74-883 (269 amino acids)
Source: RefSeq, a predicted model, not a curated record